CUUUUUGGCACUCCCCAGCGGGGGAUUGGUGCUGAAAGACUUCAUUGUGUCGGGGAUUGAAUGAGGGAGUUUGCGUUUUGUCGAAGUCCGUCUGUUAUCGUCCACACAGCGCGGACUAACUGCUCUGCCCGAGUCCGAGCCAUGCGCGUUAUCAUGCCGCAAACCUCCAGCGGUGCAUUUAUUGUGCAUGAUACAGAUAAAUGCGCCCAGCUUCAGAGCCGCUGCCGCUGAGUGAACGAUGCUCAACAGCUUCUAAAAAUGAACGGAGGGCCCGACAGAUACGGAUUAACAAUGUAGGGAUGCUAUUCAUCUGAUACAGAGCUCUGCGGGUUUGCAUCGAUGGAGAGGGUGUCUGGUCACCUAUAAAAAGCCUGCACUUCCUUUUUGAUAGAUUUUUUCUUGAUUACAUUUUGGUGCCGAGGACGUUUUUCCAAAGGGUUUACCGUCGCUGGGCAUCAGACAAAACAUGGGGAACGCAGAAAGUAUGGAUGCUCAUCUCACAGAUUUCAGGGCGAGGGGCAGCAAACCCCCUAAACUGCCCAUGCCGGACCCGGCCGAACUGGAGGAAAGAUUUGCCAUCGCACUGAACUCUAUGAACCUUCCUCCGGAUAAAGUGAGGCUCCUUAGACAGUAUGACAAUGAAAAAAAAUGGGAGCUGAUAUGUGAUCAGGAACGAUUCCAAGUGAAGAAUCCUCCCCAUACAUACAUCCAGAAGCUCAGAAGCUUUCUGGACCCUGCCGCCACCAGGAAGAAAUUUAGAAGGCGAGUUCAAGAGUCAACUCAGGUGCUCAGAGAGCUGGAGAUAUCUCUUAGGACCAAUCACAUCGGGUGGGUGAGAGAAUUUCUCAAUGAGGAAAAUAAAGGGCUUGAUGUUCUUGUGGAGUACCUGUCUUUUGCCCAGUAUGCUGUCACGUUUGAUGGAGAUGUAACAGAGAGCACCACAGGUGAGACUUCUGUAGAGACCCCUUGGAGCAGGUCUAUAGAAGAUCUCCAUGGCGACAGCAAUCUACCAUCACCGGUCAGCGGCUGCAGCAUACCACGAUCCACACGGCACUCCAUUAGGUCUAAUACUUUGCCCAGUCGCAGAACUCUGAAGAAUUCACGUCUAGUGUGUAAAAAAGAUGACGUUCAUGUCUGCAUCAUGUGUCUCAGAGCUAUUAUGAACUACCAGUAUGGCUUCAACAUGGUUAUGUCGCAUCCCCAUGCUGUAAAUGAAAUUGCUCUGAGCCUUAACAACAAAAACCCCAGGACCAAAGCACUGGUUUUGGAGCUGUUGGCUGCUGUGUGUUUGGUCAGAGGAGGACACGAGAUCAUCCUGGCUGCUUUUGACCAUUUCAAAGAGGUCUGUUCAGAAUCCCAAAGAUUUGAGAAAUUGAUGGAACACUUCAAAAAUGAAGACAACAAUAUUGAUUUCAUGGUGGCGUGCAUGCAGUUCAUCAAUAUUGUGGUGCACUCAGUAGAGGACAUGAACUUCAGAGUUCAUCUCCAGUAUGACUUCACUAAGCUCGCUUUGGAUGACUAUCUGGAGAGGCUGAAGCACACUGAAAGUGAUAAACUCAAAGUGCAAAUCCAGGCUUACUUAGAUAACCUGUUUGACGUGGGGACGCUUCUAGAGGACGCAGAGACCAAAAACGCUGCCUUGGAACGUGUGGAGGAACUGGAAGAGAAUCUCUCCCAUAUGAAUGACAAACUCUUAGAAACAGAGAAUGAGGCCAUGUCUAAAAUCGUGGAACUUGAGAAGCAGUUGAUGCAGAAGAACAAAGAGUUGGAUGCCGUUCGGGCUGUGUACCGGGACACCAGCUCACAAGUUCACACACUUCGCCGGAUAGUUCGUGAGAAGGAUGAGACCAUUCAGAGGCAGUCCACUCUGGAGAAGAAGAUCCAUGAGCUUGAGCGCCGAGGCAGUCUCCAGAUCCAGGUGAGGGGCGAGGGAGAUGGGGAAGGAGACGUGUCUCCGCUGCCGUCACCUCCUCAGCCCAUGGCUCUUUCCCCUUGCCCUGAUGCCAUGGCUCUGGCUGGAGCCUGUGCUGGAGCAUCGUACAGCUCUGGCAGCACAUCCCAGACUGGCACUCUUCGAGCAAUGGUCACACCACCUCCUCCUCCCCCUCCACCACCUCCAGUGGCAAGUUCCUCUGUUCCCAACGGGCCAUCGGCAGCUCUCGCUCCUCCACCACUGCUGCCGCCUCCCCCACCACCUCCUCCUCCUCCCCCACCUCCACCUCCUGGGCACUCUAUUGAGAUCUCUGCUCCUUUACCCCCACCUCCUCCUCCUUGUGCUCCUCCUCUCCCAGGAAGCGGCACGCCAACUGUCAUAUUCAAUUCUGGCUUGACAGAUGGACCAAUCAAGCUCUUCUCCGUGAAAAUUAAAAAGCCAAUCAAAACCAAGUUCCGCAUGCCAGUGUUCAAUUGGGUGGCUCUGAAACCAAAUCAGAUCAAUGGCACCGUCUUCAAUGAAAUCGAUGAUGAGAGGAUCUUAGAGGAUUUAAAUGUGGAUGAGUUUGAAGAAAUGUUCAAGACCAAAGCCCAGGGCCCUGCCGUCGACAUGACGAUGCAAAAGCAGAAGGCUCCUCAGAAGGGUCCCAAUAAAGUGUCACUACUGGAGGCCAACAGGGCUAAAAAUCUUGCCAUCACUCUCCGCAAGGCAGGGAAGAGCCCAGAGGAGAUCUGCAAAGCUAUCCAGACGUUCGAUCUACGUACAGUGCCUGUGGAUUUCGUGGAGUGUUUGAUGCGGUUCAUGCCAACUGAAAGUGAGGUGAAGAUGCUCCGCCAGUAUGAGCGGGAGCGAAGGCCGAUGGACGGGCUCACUGAUGAGGACCGGUUCAUGAUGCUCUUCAGUAAGAUUGAAAGGCUGCCACAGCGGAUGACCAUCAUGGCCUUCAUGGGCAACUUUAGCGAUAGCCUGCAGAUGCUCACACCGCAACUGCAUGCUAUCAUAGCAGCAUCUGUAUCCAUAAAAUCAUCACAGAAAUUAAAGAAAAUCCUUGAGAUAAUUUUGGCACUUGGGAACUACAUGAACAGUAGUAAGAGAGGAGCUGUUUAUGGCUUCAAACUUCAGAGCUUGGAUUUGCUGUUGGAGACCAAGUCCACAGACAGGAAGCAGACACUUUUGCACUACAUAGCCAAUGUGGUGAAGGAGAAAUAUCCUGUUGUAUGCGUUUUUUACAAUGAGCUGCAUUACAUUGAGAAAGCUGCUGCAGUCUCACUGGAGAAUGUUCUCCUGGAUGUGAAGGAGCUACAGAGAGGUAUGGAUCUGACCAGAAGAGAGUACAGCAUGCAUGGCCACAACUCCCUGCUCAAAGACUUCAUCCAUCACAACGAGGCCAAACUGAAGAAACUCCUGGAUGAUGCUAGGAUUGCACAGGAUGCCUUUGACGAAGCUGUCAAAUUCUUUGGGGAGAGCCCCAAGACCAUGCCACCCUCUAUGUUCUUCCCUGUGUUUGUUCGCUUCAUCAAGUCCUAUAGGCAAGCGGAUGAAGAGAACGAGCAGAAGAAGAGGCAAGAGCAGCUGAUGAUGGAGAAACUUCUGGAACAGGAGGCCAUGAUGGAGGAGCACGAGAAUCAACAGUCCCCAUCUCACAAGGGCAAGCGGCAGCAGCAGGGGCUGAUUGCUGAGUUAAGGAAGAGACAAGGCAAAGAUAGCCGCCACGUCUAUGAAGGCAAAGAUGGAGCCAUUGAGGACAUCAUUACAGUGCUGAAGACCGUCCCCUUUACCGCACGGUCAGCCAAACGUGGCUCGCGGUUCUUCUGUGACCCCGCCCUCUCCGAGGACUUCCAUUACUAAACUAAAUUCUGUCCCCUCAGAAAGACCUGCGCAGUCAACCCUUCCGACGGGCCGAUGCCCUGAGGAGGAGCGGGAGAAAGAAUUUGGAGGUCCAGCACCUUCAGCUACACAACAUGGAGAUCACCACCUGCUAACCAAGCUUGAUCAACUUCUAAGGACAGAAGGUGGGGCAGUGACACUACUGAAAGAAAAGAACAAAACAAAGCACACUUAAAACAACGGAAGGAUGGAUAAAUGUGACUUUAAACAAUUCUGUUUACAUGGGAUCUGGCAUCUCAAUUUAAUGGACUGUUUUAAAGAAAGCAAGAUGAUGAAAACAAGAAGUGUAGAGUGUUGUAGGUGGACCAUAUUUUAGUUGUUUUUUGUUUUUUUUUUAAAGAAGACAAUGGGGGCAGUAUGUAAUUUCCAUUCCUAAAAUACAUAUUUUAGUUAUAUUGAUUUUAAACCGCUAAAAGGCUUCCUACCAGUGGUCAUCCUUCACAAAACGUAACCUCUACCACCUUUUAAUCAUAGGUAGAAAGCAAAAUGUUUUGAAACAAUUGAACAAUAUGAGCAUUUCAGUCAAAUGUAAUUCAUGCAAUAUUUCUGUUCAACUGUUCAAAAUCCAACCCACCGCAACAGUUUAAAAUCAGCCCAAUUCCGUGCCAAAAAUAUGGAUUUGGCAACCCUGCAUCCAACACAAGCUAAAUACAAGGUGAUUUAAAUACUCUGCAUAUUGAUAUGCAGCUCCUUGAUGUGUGAAAAUUAUAUUCUAUAUUAUAAUGUUUGUGGGAGCAGGCUUUAAUAAUAGGUUGUAAUAGUCUGAAAUGGGGAGCGGGAUUAAGAAAACAGUCCCGUGCACAUUUUAAAACAAAAAUGCACACAAUGACUGGCAACUGUAGAAAGCAAAAGCCAAAUCCCAGACAUUUUUGGCAAUUUAGAAACACAUUUUUUAGGUCCAAAAAAAGGACAUGUCCAAGGAAAAGAGGACAUAUGGUCACCCUAGUGUUGAAAGCAAUAUGUUGGCCUAUAGAGUAAAAUGUGGAUUCUACAAACAGGCAUUAGGAAGAAGACUGGUUUUAUGUUUAACUCUAUUCAGUUUUGUGACAUUGUGUAUUAAUGCACAAGACAGAGCAGAAAUGCCAAAGGAAGUCCUUGGAUAGGCCCACUUUUUAUUUUCAUUGUCAUUUUCCCUCUGGUUCUAAAACUCCAAACUGAGCAGCUUUUUCUGAGGGAAAGAUUUGCAAGAUGCACUUUUAAUUUUUUUAUUAUUAUUUUAACUCUGAUCAUCUCUAAACUGAUCUUUUGAUUAAAAAACAUGGAUGAGAUUCGAUCUUAAGCUGGACUUGAUACUGUAAUGCUACUGAGGAUUGCUCUCCUUUAGCAGACGAAAAAAUAACAUGAAAUGUUGAGAAAAUGUUUACUACCAAGCAUUCACAACCAGUGUGACAUUUUAUGUACAAUACAUCUCAUUUUAAUCACAGACUUGCUCUCCUUCUGGUUUUAACUCCUGUGACAUUAGUGAGCUGUGGAAAAGAGUUUGCUGUUUUUUUUAAAUGAAGACAUGUCAUUGGACAAAAAAUAAAGUCUUUUUUUUAAAUGUACAGAUAUUUUGCUACAAAAUUGAGCCUCUUAUUUUUUACAUUGUUAAUCCAUUGUGGUGCUGUACAUAUUGUUGAAACAAACGAACUUGUCCUGCAAGAUCACUGGAAUGUUAUUAACUUUUAUGUUGUUUAGUAUGACAGUAUUAUUUAAUCUGAUGGUGAAGACAGUGAAUCAACUUAUUGCUCUCUCGUCACUAUUGUUGCAUAUGGUAAAUGUCUGUGGUUGCACGUAACACUUGAGAGCUCAAACAGACACUAGUGGCACAUAUAACUUUUUUCUACUUUGAUCUCUUUGACUGGAAUCAGUGGUUGUGUGCAAAUAAAGCAAUGACACCAGCACAAUUAAA
Messenger RNA from Carassius gibelio (silver crucian carp), 5711 nucleotides. RefSeq names its product formin-like 2b (gene fmnl2b). The record is from RefSeq and is a predicted model, not a curated record. The transcript is spliced from 28 exons. Gene Ontology annotation, molecular function: small GTPase binding; actin filament binding. NCBI's taxonomy places the organism in Eukaryota, Metazoa, Chordata, Actinopteri, Cypriniformes, Cyprinidae. Gene Ontology annotation, biological process: cortical actin cytoskeleton organization; regulation of cell shape; cell migration. Bases 467 to 3781 code for a protein of 1104 amino acids. Gene Ontology annotation, cellular component: cytosol.